This is a messenger RNA of Orycteropus afer afer, 2282 nucleotides long. NCBI's taxonomy places the organism in Eukaryota, Metazoa, Chordata, Mammalia, Tubulidentata, Orycteropodidae. The record is from RefSeq and is a predicted model, not a curated record.
AUGGGCCAAAGUUGGGCUCCUCUGGGACUGCCCAGCCUCCUCCUCCUGCUGCUCUGCUGCGGGCACCCCCUGCUGGUCCUGGGCCAGCUGACAACCAGCCAGAUAACAGCCAGCCAGGCCACAGCCAGCCAGGCCACAACCAGCCAGGCCACAGCCAGCCAGGCCACAGCCAGCCAGGCCAUAGCCAGCCAGGCCAUAGCCAGCCAGGCCACAGCCAGCCAGGCCAUAGCCAGUCAGGCCACAACCAGCCCAACUACCCAGAGCCCAAAUCUGGUGACAGAUGAGGCUGAGGCCCAGAAGUUUGUGGAGGAAUAUGACAAGACAGCCCAGGUUGUGUGGAAUGAAUAUGCUGAAGCCAACUGGAACUACAACACCAACAUCACCAAAGAGGCCAGCAAGAUUCUGCUUCAAAAGAACAUGCAGUUGGCAAACCACACCCUGAAGUAUGGCACCCGGGCCAAGCAGUUUGAUGUGACCAAUUUCCAGAACGACACCACCAAGCGGAUCAUCAAGAAGGUUCAGGACUUGGAGCGGGCGGCACUGCCUGUCAAGGAGCUGGAGCAGUACAACCAGAUCCUGCUGGACAUGGAGACCACCUACAGCGUGGCCUCCGUGUGCCAGCUCAAUGGCACUUGUCUGCAGCUAGAGCCUGAUCUGACGAAGCUGAUGGCCACAUCCCGGAACUACGAAGAGCUGUUAUGGGCAUGGGAGGGCUGGCGAGACAAAGUGGGCAGAGCCAUCCUCCCUUUUUUCCCCAAAUACGUUGAACUCAGCAACAAGGCCGCGCAGCUCAACGGCUACAAAGACACAGGGGACUCGUGGAGAGCUAUGUACGAGACACCAACUCUGGAGCAUGACUUGGAGCAGCUCUUCCAGCAGCUUCAGCCGCUCUACCUGAACCUGCACGCCUACGUGCGCCGUGCCCUGCACCGCCACUACGGGCCCGAGCGCAUCAACCUGGAGGGCCCUAUUCCUGCACAUCUGCUGGGGAACAUGUGGGCCCAGACCUGGUCCAACAUCUAUGAUUUGGUGGUGCCCUUCCCUUCAGCCCCCAAGAUGGAUGCCACUGAAGCCAUGAUAAAGCAGGGCUGGACACCCAAAAGGAUGUUUGAAGAAGCUGACAAUUUCUUCACCUCCCUGGGGCUGCUGGCCGUGCCCCCAGAGUUCUGGAAAAAGUCAAUGUUAGAGAAGCCAACGGAUGGACGGGAGGUGGUGUGCCAUGCUUCUGCCUGGGACUUCUACAACAGCAAGGACUUCAGGAUCAAGCAGUGCACCACUGUGAACAUGGAGGACCUGGUGGUGACCCAUCACGAAAUGGGCCAUGUACAGUAUUUCAUGCAGUACAAGGACUUACCUGUGGCCUUACGGGAGGGUGCCAACCCUGGCUUUCACGAGGCCAUUGGGGAUGUGCUGGCCCUCUCGGUGUCUACCCCUCAGCACCUACACAGCAUCAACCUGCUGAGUAGUGAGGGUGGUGGCUACGAGCACGACAUCAACUUUCUAAUGAAGAUGGCUCUGGACAAGGUCACCUUUAUCCCCUUCAGUUACCUUGUCGACGAGUGGCGCUGGAGGGUAUUUGACGGAAGCAUAAGCAAUGAGAACUACAACCAGGAGUGGUGGAGCCUCAGGCUGAAGUACCAAGGCCUCUGUCCCCCAGUGCCCAGGUCUCAAGGUGACUUUGACCCAGGGGCCAAGUUCCACAUUCCUUCAAGUGUGCCUUACAUCAGGUACUUCGUCAGCUUCGUGAUCCAGUUCCAGUUCCACGAAGCACUCUGCCAAGCAGCUGGGCACCAGGGCCCCCUGCACAAAUGUGACAUCUACCAGUCCAAGGAGGCGGGGAAACGCCUGGCGGACGCCAUGAAGCUGGGCUUUAGUAAGCCAUGGCCAGAAGCCAUGAGGCUGAUCACAGGGCAGCCCAACAUGUCCGCCUCAGCAAUGAUGAACUACUUCAAGCCGCUGCUGGAUUGGCUCCUCACUGAGAAUGGACGGCACGGGGAGAAGCUGGGCUGGCCCCAGUACAACUGGACGCCAAACUCUGCUCGCUCAGCAGCCCCCUCCGCGGGCAGCAGCCACGUCAACUUCCUGGGCAUGGAGCUGGAGCCGUACCAGGCCCGUGUGGGCCAGUGGGUUCUGCUCUUCCUGGGCGUCGCCCUGCUGGUUGCCUCCUUGGGCCUGACCCAGCGGCUCUUCAGCAUCCGCCACCAAAGCCUCCACCGGCCACACCGAGGGCCCCAAUUCGGCUCCGAGGUGGAGCUGAGACACUCCUGAGAGGAUGACGGGGC